This is a messenger RNA of Tupaia belangeri chinensis (Chinese tree shrew), 2691 nucleotides long. RefSeq names its product acyl-CoA binding domain containing 3 (gene ACBD3). The record is from RefSeq and is a predicted model, not a curated record. Lineage: Eukaryota; Metazoa; Chordata; Mammalia; Scandentia; Tupaiidae. Gene Ontology annotation, molecular function: fatty-acyl-CoA binding. Gene Ontology annotation, cellular component: Golgi membrane.
AAAAAGAUGGCAAAGCAUUUCAUCCAACUUAUGAAGAAAAACUGAAACUUGUAGCACUACAUAAGCAGGUUCUUAUGGGCCCAUAUAAUCCAGACACUUGUCCUGAGGUUGGAUUCUUUGAUGUGUUGGGAAAUGACAGGAGGAGAGAAUGGGCAGCCUUGGGAAACAUGUCUAAAGAGGAUGCCAUGGUAGAGUUUGUCAAGCUCCUAAAUAGGUGUUGCCAUCUCUUUUCAACAUAUGUUGCAUCCCACAAAAUAGAGAAGGAAGAACAAGAAAAAAAAAGGAAGGAGGAGGAAGAGAGAAGGCGGCGUGAAGAGGAAGAAAGAGAACGUUUGCAAAAGGAGGAAGAGAAACGUAGGCGAGAGGAAGAGGAGAGGCUUAGACGAGAGGAAGAAGAGAGGAGGCGAAUAGAAGAAGAGAGGCUUCGGUUGGAGCAGCAAAAGCAGCAGAUUAUGGCAGCUUUAAACUCUCAGACUGCCGUGCAGUUCCAGCAGUAUGCAGCCCAGCAGUAUCCAGGGAACUACGAGCAGCAGCAGAUUCUCAUCCGUCAGUUGCAGGAGCAGCACUAUCAGCAGUACAUGCAGCAGUUGUAUCAAGUCCAGCUUGCACAGCAACAGGCAGCAUUGCAGAAACAACAGGAAGUAGCAGUGGCUGGUGCUUCUUUGCCUACAUCAUCAAAAGUGAAUUCAACUGUAACAAGUGAUAUGAUGUCAGUUAAUGGACAGGCCAAAACCCACACUGACAACUCGGAAAAAGAACUUGAACCAGAAGCCGCAGAAGAAGCCCUGGAGAAUGGACCAAAAGAAUCUCUUCCAGUAAUAGCAGCUCCAUCCAUGUGGACACGACCCCAGAUCAAAGACUUUAAAGAGAAGAUUCGGCAGGAUGCGGAUUCCGUGAUAACAGUGGGCCGAGGAGAAGUGGUCACUGUUCGAGUACCUACCCAUGAAGAAGGAUCAUAUCUCUUUUGGGAAUUUGCUACAGACAAUUAUGACAUUGGGUUUGGGGUGUAUUUUGAAUGGACAGACUCUCCGAACACUGCUGUCAGCGUGCACGUCAGUGAGUCCAGCGACGACGAGGAGGAGGAGGAAGAAAAUAUCAGUUCUGAAGAGAAAGCCAAAAAGAAUGCCAACAAGCCUGUGCUAGAUGAGAUUGUGCCUGUGUACCGACGGGACUGUCACGAGGAAGUAUAUGCUGGCAGCCACCAAUAUCCAGGGAGAGGAGUCUAUCUCCUCAAGUUUGACAACUCCUAUUCUUUGUGGAGGUCAAAAUCAGUCUACUACAGAGUCUAUUACACUAGAUAAAGAUGUCGUUACAUAGUCUGGAGUCUAGGGUUGGGCAAAAGAUGGCAUUUAAUUUGGAAAUUUCUUUUGACUUGCGUGGAGCAUUGGCGUCAGUGUUUACCUUAUUGAUUUUGGUCUGAUGGUUUGUGGACUCUUGUUGGGAAUCAGGAUUUCCUUGGGACUCUUUAGCAUUAAUACUUUGGGGUUAAAAGGGAUUCCUCAGACUCAUCUAGCCCUUGGGUGCUGACCAGAAGAGUCACUAGUAGAUGCUGAAGUUACAUGAGCUAUGUAUUAAUAUUUAAUGUCUCCAAAAUAAAACCUCCCGACAUUGAUCCAACCUGGCUGAUGGUUAGUCAGUCCAUUGCUGCCUGCUCCAUGUGUUUUAUGAGAGCCUGUAGUUACGGCGCCCUCUAAUUUGAAAUCUUAGGUAAGCAGUCUGUAUUAGGUGCAGCUGGCUUUGAUUGAAGGUCACCAUUUUUAAAAUUUAAAAACUUUUAAGACCUCACAGAUUACAGUAGAAAAAGAAAUUGCCUCAAUUCGAUCUGUUCUGAAUGACUCAGAUGGUUUUUGCUUUGAGUGCAGCUGUUUAGUUCAGAGUUAUAUUACAGAAAAUUAUUUUCUGAGAUGAUCUUAAAGCUAGAAUGUUUAGACUUAGUAGAUAAUUGAAAUAUCAAGAUACUUAGAACAUUCAUCAUCUUUCUUUGUGAGCUUCCACAAACUCAGUCUCCUCUCCAUUUGGUAUUCAUACUACAGGUAGCAGAAACAAAAUUAAUUCACUUUUGUUUUGAGUUAGCACCUCAGAUUGAAACUUUCUUUUUUGCAUGAAGUAUACAGUUAGGAAUUUUGUAAACUCAAAUUGGCACCUACCAAAUAUAAAAUCAUUUCAGUAUAAUUAAGUGUAUUAGGAGUAACAUUGCACUAAUAUAGAAAUCACUGCCAGAGACCAUUCAUUUUCUUUUAAUUUGUUACCACUUAGGCACAAACCCUACAUGAUUCCAGUUUGGAAGUACUUAAUACAAAGAAUUGGAAAUGCAUAUGCCCAUGUUUAAAUUGUAUAGCUUUAAUCUAUAUUAUGUCUUCACUGAUGGGAAGAGACACAUCUUUGUUUUCCUUACUGAAAACAAAUAUGGAUUAAUUUCCUUAAAUUUGUAUAAGUGAUGGCUAGCCUAGAGAUCCUCAUUUUCAGAAGGGAGGGUGGCAUAGAUAGAAAAUUAAAAAGAUGGAAAUAGCACUUCAUAUUACUGUUAUAUGUUGUUACUGAAAUACUUAGAUUUUUAAUACUUCAAAUCACAAACCACUUCUGGUAGAAGGGUUUCCGUUGAGUAGCUGCAGUAUAUACAGUUCACACACAUGAGCUGUUUGAGUUUUUUGUGUGCUGCAUUUCUUUCUGUUUUUUUAAUACCUGGUUUUU